Molecule: messenger RNA, 966 nt
Organism: Naumovozyma dairenensis CBS 421
Lineage: Eukaryota; Fungi; Ascomycota; Saccharomycetes; Saccharomycetales; Saccharomycetaceae
Gene: ADD66
Product: Add66p
Exons: 1
Coding region: 1-966 (321 amino acids)
Biological process (GO): proteasome assembly
Cellular component (GO): nucleus; cytosol
Source: RefSeq, a predicted model, not a curated record
AUGACUUCAUUUCAGACAGACAAUUUUAUUGACACAAAUAACGAAACAACGUUAUUAUUACCACUGGUUUCCACAGGAAAUGUUCCUCAAUUAUCUGUAGAUCUAAUGCUACACACAUUGGCUCCACAAUAUCAAUUCAUUAAGGAUAUUCAUUCAAAUUAUUUACAUCCAUUUCUCGGUCCAUUAGAUUAUUCAAUUGAUCAAUCAAAACCGAUCUUAUAUGAAGAAUUCAACAAUAAUAAUAAUAAUACAAAGAAAUUCUCUAGCAAUUUGGAAUUAUUUUAUAAUAAAUCUAAAAACUUUUACAUUCUACAACAAAGGACACCAAUCAUACAAGGUUAUUUGAACAAUUUCUUCAAAGAGAUUAUUAUUCCAUUAUUAACAAAUCUAAAUGUUAAAACGAUUAUAAUAUUAGAUUCAUUUGGUUCAUUCGAUGAUUCCUUCCCGCAUGCAAUAAAUCAUAAUCAUCGCGUAUUACCAUCAUCAUCGAAUGAAGUUUAUUCCUUAGGUUCAUGUAAUCUUAAUAACAUCAAUGAACUAUCAUCAACAUUUGAUUCCAUAAUGAAUUUAAAUAACAAUAAUAACACGAAUAAUCAUAACAACUAUGAUUCGAAUUUUGGUAUAGAUUGGUUUAAAUUCACGGAGGAUAGUAUUCAACAAGAGAUAUCAACAAAUCAAGAUAUCUUUAAAAUUGCAUAUCAUUUAAUUAACUCAAAUAUUAGUACUCCUUCUUCUUCUUCAUUGAAUGAAAUCAAAUAUAUUAGUUGUUUCAUCCAUGAAGGUGAUAAUUCAUUCGAUGCGAAACUGUUCACAGAAACUAUCUUCAAAUUACUGAAUUGGAACAACGAUAAAGAUACAAACUCUUCUUCCAAUCAAGGAUUUGUUUUGAAAACACCAGUAUCGUGGAAAGGUGUUUAUGGAUUCAAUUCUGUAUCUACUGCAUUCGAUGAAGGUCUUUAUAUUUAG